Messenger RNA from Tinamus guttatus (white-throated tinamou), 1430 nucleotides. RefSeq names its product RH-like protein. Gene Ontology annotation, cellular component: plasma membrane. Lineage: Eukaryota; Metazoa; Chordata; Aves; Tinamiformes; Tinamidae. The record is from RefSeq and is a predicted model, not a curated record. Gene Ontology annotation, biological process: ammonium homeostasis; ammonium transmembrane transport. Gene Ontology annotation, molecular function: ammonium channel activity.
UUUUGACUUCAGUCCAUGUCAGCUGGGCUAAGCGGGAGCUCCUGACCUGCCACAGAUAAGCAGCUAUUCCUUGCUGACGCCUUUGGGGCUUUUUAUCUCUCGGAGUUUUUAUUCUCCUUGCCCCAUUUGCAUUGGUUUGAGGUUACUGGCACAUUCUUAUAGAAGAAAAGUAUUAAUGCACUUGUGCUUAAUGUACUGCCUGGUGCACAAUGUCUUCUAAAUACCGGAAUUUCCGAAACAGUGUGCCCUGGCUAAUCCUUUUUUGGGAAGUUGUUUUUAUCAUCCUCUUCUACUUUCUCUUCUCAGGUGUUGGUUUAAUCACACCAGACUUCUUCGACCCCGCCUUUCAAGAUGUCAGCCACAUGGUGGUUUUUGGACUCGGCUUUUUCCUGUCAUUCCUGAAAAGAUACCAACUUAGUGGCAUUGGAUUCAAUCUCCUGAUCGUUGCAUUUGGUGUCCAAUGGUCUGUGCUGAUAGAAGGUUUUAUUCUCUUGUACCACAAUGAAAUGGAGGAUAAUCUGAGAAGCAUAAUAAAAGCUGCUAUGAGUGUGACUGCUGUAGUCAUCUCCUUUGCAGCUAUUCUCGGGAAGGCUAAUCCUGUCCAACUGGUUGUGAUGACAAUUGUGGAGAUAGCAGCUUUCCAUCUGAGCAGAUGGAUCAAUAAGACGUACCUGAAGAUUACAGACUUCGCCAGUAUGAUGCAUGUUCACCUGUUUGGAGCCUACUUCGGCCUGGCGGUCUCCUGCUCCUUCCCGGUGCUCCGGCCGGGCUUUGAGAAGAACGCGAGUACCCCCCGAUCGCGCUUGCUCUCCGUGCUGGGUACUCUCUUUCUGUGGGUAUUCUGGCCAAGCUUCAAUUCUGUAUUAGUUGUGGAGAGGAAGAACGAUAUAAUCUACAGCACCUACUUUGCACUUGCAGUGAGUGCUGUAACUGCCUUCGCAUUGUCUGUUCUGACCACGAAAGAUGGAAAAGUCAGUAUGGCACAUAUCCACCACGCAACGCUAGCUGGUGGGGUUACUGUUGGCUGUGCAGCAGACAGCAUUCGGUAUCCCUGGAUUGCAAUGAUCUUGGGUCUGCUUGCCAGUGUGAUCGCCAUAGUAGGAUCUCACUUUUUACAGAGAAGUCUGCCUCCUGCUAUCAAGAUUCAUGAUGUUUCUGGCGUUCAGUUCACUUUUGGCUUGCCUGCUGUGCUUGGAGCUCUUGCCUGUACCAUCCUUCGUAUAAUAGAAAAAUGGCUUUAUUUACCAAGCGAUAGAUAUUUUAUCAUGAUAGAAAUCGGUACCUUCUGCCUGCCCAUCAGCGUGGCCCUGAUUUCAGGUUUUAUUACAGGUCGUAUUUUAAAUCUCAGUUUGUUGAAGACUGUCCAUGAAUCAAAGUACUGUGAUGACCAGUCGUACUGGGAGUUUCCCCAUUCGGCUGUUGGAUUUUGA